This is a messenger RNA of Anguilla rostrata (American eel), 3216 nucleotides long. RefSeq names its product homeobox protein Hox-C11a-like. Gene Ontology annotation, molecular function: RNA polymerase II cis-regulatory region sequence-specific DNA binding; DNA-binding transcription factor activity, RNA polymerase II-specific. The record is from RefSeq and is a predicted model, not a curated record. Lineage: Eukaryota; Metazoa; Chordata; Actinopteri; Anguilliformes; Anguillidae. Gene Ontology annotation, cellular component: nucleus. Gene Ontology annotation, biological process: regulation of transcription by RNA polymerase II; anatomical structure development.
AUGACAAUAUCUACUUUCGAUCACGUGUCGGGGCGACUUAGACGGAUAGCGCGUCAUCUCGCCUUCCCAAAUUUUCCUCUUCUGCAGUUCCAAUCCAAAACAUCUAUCUAUAGCGUCAGGAACGGGAGAAACAUGUUUAACUCGGUGAAUCUGGGCAACUUCUGCUCCCAGACGCGCAAAGACAGGACUUCCGAGUUUGGGGACAGGACGGGCUGCGCCUCUAACAUUUAUCUCCCCAGCUGUACCUAUUACGUGCCUGAAUUUUCAGCGGUCUCUUCUUUUUUACCGCAGGCCCCGUCGAGACAAAUCACCUACCCUUAUUCUACAAACCUGUCUCAAGUGCAGCCGGUCCGGGAGGUUUCCUACGGCUUGGACCCGUCCAGUAAAUGGCACCAUAGAAGCAAUUAUGCGUCCUGCUACUCAGGAGAGGACCUGGUGCACCGAGACUGUCUCCCGCCAUCCACCAUGACAGAAAUGCUCAUGAAAAACGAGAGUGUCUACAGCCACCACCACCACCAUCACCACCCGAGCUCCAACCAUACUUCUACGGGUUUUUACUCUGGAGUGGGGAAAAACAACGUCCUUCCUCAAGGCUUUGACCGCUUUUUUGAUAGCGCCUACUGCGGCGCGGACAGUCAGCCAGAGAAUUGUUUACAAAAGGGCGAGGCGAGCAAGUGUGACUCUCAGUCCCAGCAGCCCACCGAGCUCCCCGGCGCCGCGGACCCGGAAAAAGACGCAGAGGAUGAGGAGGAACACACAAACUCGGGCUCAUGUGCUUCUUCAAACACGAAGGACGGCAACACCAACAAGAACAACCACUCGAGUACACCUCGUACGAGAAAGAAGAGGUGUCCAUACUCCAAGUUUCAGAUCCGGGAAUUGGAGCGGGAGUUCUUUUUUAACGUUUACAUAAACAAGGAGAAACGGCUACAGCUUUCCAGAAUGCUGAGUCUCACCGACCGACAGGUCAAGAUCUGGUUCCAGAACCGACGAAUGAAAGAAAAAAAAUUGAGUCGGGAUCGGUUGCAGUACUUCUCUGGAAACCCCUUAUUGUGAACUCUGGCAUUGACGGCAGUGGCAAAUGCAAUUUAGUGCUUGCAAAUGCAGAGAAUGGUCAUCGCGCGUCAAUGGAAGAAAGCGUAUGCUUUCAUAACACUUCCCUUAGCCUUGUGGCAUUGAUAUUAUCAUGAGUAACACUAAAUUCAAGUUACUUUCUGAAAAGGAGACCAGCCAAGGCAGACUUUAAGUUUUAAGGCGAAAGGUCGUUUGGCGUAACGACCGGACUCUGACUACAGAUAAUCGAUGUAUGAAACUAAUAUUAAGAAUCAGCAAAGGACAAUAUGAACUCAUUGACCAUAGCUGAAUGGAGAAUGCAACGAAGGAGGUAUUCUACGUAAUGGUUAGAUUUUACAAUUAAACAAUUUGUUUGUUAUGGAGUUCUGCGGUUUCUUAACCUCUUCCACUUUGUCCAAUAUUCUUGUAGCCUAUUUUAAUUCAGCGCGCAUUUCAUAAGUAGUAUCUGGUAAAUGUUAAAUAUAAAAAAAGGGGGGGGGGGGUCUAAUUCAAACGCUUUAUCUGUCACUACACACAGUUCAGUUGUUGUUGCCAGAUGAAAAUGUCUCUGCUGCAUAUAAACGUAUUCUUCAUUCCAACACAAGACUGUCGACCGGAAUCAUCUCUGAAUGUCGCCGAAUAAUUCUGACGCUUCCAUAACUGUGUGCAAUCCACAAUAGAAGUAUUCCUUAUAUUGGGGCUAUGCAAUGAGCGUUUGUGGCUGUAAAUAUAUAUAUAAAUAUAUAUAUAUAUAUAUUAUAUUAUAUUAUAUUAUAUUAUAUUUUGCCUUCAUUUUCCCUUCCCGUCAACUAUGCUUUAUUCACUUUUAGAAAUCUUAAGAGCUUUAAUGUUUGGUCCGUUUAACUUAUUGUUUAAUGCUUGAUGUUUAUUAUUAUGCAGAAAGACAAAGAGGAGACCACGUUGGACCUGUGUAUUAUGGAAGUAAGAACGCAAAAUAAAAGAAAAUAAUGACAAAUGAACAGCGUUUACAAAUUCAUGGCAUUUAAGAAUGAACGAAUUAUGAGUUCUAGGGUCGAUUUUUAAACAUUCCUUACUUUACUUAAUGAACUUUCCGUGUGCUGUGGUUUUGGAAAUUCGUGUUGAGGUAAAAUAACUGAAAAAUGUGUGCAUAGCCUACUGUGAAGUUAGGGUGUUAGUACAAAAUCAGAGAUAGGGGGGGAAAAAAACAAAGCUAAAUAACUAAUAAUGUGUUCCAGGUCUGCUGAGCUCUGAAAUGCAGGGCUAAAAUUCCACUGACAGAAAAAUAACCCGAAAUAAGUUGAGUGAAUUUAGUAAAUAACUUAUUCUUUACUGAAUGCACGCAAACGCAACUCUCUCUCUCUCUCUCUUCUCUUUCUCACACACACGCGCACACAGACACACGCACGCACACACAAUAAAGCAAAUAAAUGUAGACUAACGCGUUGUUACUGUAUAGUGUUCGCUGGCACACAUUGUAUAUGGGCGUGUACCGCUGCAAUUUUAAGAAAAAUCUCUGUUCGUCUGCGAUUUUGUGUGCAGAGGGAGCCCGGUCGGGGUGGGGACGUCCUUGUGUGAAUAGGCCCGUGGCUGACGGUGUUUGGGUGUAGAGCCUGGGACCAUGAAUUCGAAUGUGUUUCGGUAUGUUUAAGUUCACAUAGGUGCACUGCUGGACGAUGACACUGCACACUAAGAAGCCAAGGGGGAAAAGGAAAAAUCAUGUUUUAGUGCGCACUAAAUGAGAUCGCCAAUGGCCAUCUGAAAACCAGUCUAGUCCAGUCUAGACACUGCCAUAAAGCUGGAGGCACUAAAUAGCUAGUUUUUUCUUAAUUGCACCGUCUGUUCGACGAGGCGGCAUUUACUUCCGCUGCAAAUAGUAAACAAGGUAGACUGUUUUUUUCUUAAAACUUACCAAACCUUUCUAACCUUGAUUACACGCAUACAUACACACACUCCCUUCCCGAAUGGGUUUGUCGUGCAGUGAUAUCGCUUGUGAAUGGUUUACUUAACCCAGGUAUUACGCAUCUUGUUCAAAGUUCUCUGUCCACCCGGAUUUGCUGAAAUUGGCCAUAAACCUCGGGUUUAUUGGCCACGUGGAGCUUAACUGCACUGCUAGAAAAUAACAGAGGGAUGAGAGGUAGAGGAUCAUGGCGCUGGUGGAAAAGACGAGACAAUAAGGCUCAA